GGUUAGCGCUUCCGGGGUCGAAGGGUGCGCGGGGUUGAAAGCAGGCCGCUCCGCCCCGUCCCCCUCCCAGACCAGCAGAGGCAGCAGCCGGAGCAGCCGCAGCCUGCGCCCUCUCCCGCCCGCCCGCCCUCCGCCCGCCCGCCCGCCCUCCGCCGCCCUCCACCCGCCCCGGGGUCUCUUUCCCCCUUCCUCCUCCUCCUCCUCCACCCCCCCUUCCUCCUCCGCCCGCCCGCGGGGCCCCCCUCGCCUUCCCGCCCGCCCCUAUUGUUCCGCCCCCGGCCUCCCGCCCUUCCCCUUCCCGCCCGCUCCCCUUUUCCCCUCAGUCGCCUCGCGCCUGCAGUUUUUGGCUUUCACCCCCAACCAGUGACCAAAGACUUGACCACUCAAAGUCCAGCUCUCCAGAACACUGCUCGACAUGGACACCGGUGUGAUUGAAGGUGGAUUAAAUGUCACUCUCACCAUCCGGCUACUUAUGCAUGGAAAGGAAGUUGGCAGUAUCAUCGGAAAGAAAGGAGAAUCAGUUAAGAAGAUGCGCGAGGAGAGUGGUGCACGUAUCAACAUCUCAGAAGGGAAUUGUCCUGAGAGAAUUAUCACUUUGGCUGGACCCACUAAUGCCAUCUUCAAAGCCUUUGCUAUGAUCAUUGACAAACUGGAAGAGGACAUAAGCAGCUCUAUGACCAAUAGCACAGCUGCCAGUAGACCCCCGGUCACCCUGAGGCUGGUGGUCCCUGCUAGUCAGUGUGGCUCUCUCAUUGGAAAAGGUGGAUGCAAGAUCAAGGAAAUACGAGAGAGUACAGGGGCUCAGGUCCAGGUGGCAGGGGAUAUGCUACCCAACUCAACUGAGCGGGCCAUCACUAUUGCUGGCAUUCCACAAUCCAUCAUUGAGUGUGUCAAACAGAUCUGCGUGGUCAUGUUGGAGUCCCCCCCGAAGGGCGUGACCAUCCCGUACCGGCCCAAGCCGUCCAGCUCUCCGGUCAUCUUUGCAGGUGGUCAGGACAGGUACAGCACAGGCAGCGACAGUGCGAGCUUUCCCCACACCACCCCGUCCAUGUGCCUCAACCCUGACCUGGAGGGACCACCUCUAGAGGCCUAUACCAUUCAAGGACAGUAUGCCAUUCCACAGCCAGAUUUGACCAAGCUGCACCAGUUGGCAAUGCAACAGUCUCAUUUUCCCAUGACGCAUGGCAACACCGGAUUCAGUGGCAUUGAAUCCAGCUCUCCAGAGGUGAAAGGCUAUUGGGCAGGUUUGGAUGCAUCUGCUCAGACUACUUCUCAUGAACUCACCAUUCCAAACGAUUUGAUUGGCUGCAUAAUCGGGCGUCAAGGCGCCAAAAUCAAUGAGAUCCGUCAGAUGUCUGGGGCGCAGAUCAAAAUUGCGAACCCAGUGGAAGGAUCUACUGAUAGGCAGGUUACCAUCACUGGAUCUGCUGCCAGCAUUAGCCUGGCUCAAUAUCUAAUCAAUGUCAGUUUAGAAAACGCUAAACCCUCCUCCCAGGCAGCCUCCGUCACGAUCCCUGAUCACCUCAGCAUCAACCUCUCUCAACCCUCCACCCCUUCUUCUUCUUCCUCCUCCACCACCACCCCCUCGCUCGCCACAGCGGGGACCUCCGACGCACCCUCCAGCCUCCCCAACCCUCUUCCGACCGCCCCUUGUGUCUCCAGUCUGCUUGGCAUGAAACCCAUCCCUCUCCUGGCUCUAAAUGUUGUGUCUGCUGCUAAGGGUACCGGGGCUUCAGCUACCACCACCACCACCUCUGCCGUGCCAUGUGUAACUAACAAACUGAAAGGCGAGAAACAGAGAUUCUCUCCCUACUGAUUGCAUAUCUUGAGGCACCUCCUCCAGUAUUAUUUUGUUCAUUUUGUUUUCCCUUGUUAACAUUGGUGAGAAUGAAACUAUUGUGAGCUUGUUACCGUUUCCUUUUUACUACUUUGGGGGAUAACUGGGUGGGGGUGGGGGAGUGGUAACCCUUGUUUAGGUUUAGGCCAUUUCAGCUGAGUGCCUGUUUCAGGGUCUGACUUGAAUUCUUUAUCUAGAGCCACAGUUUUCUCUUCUUUCUUGUUUGUUACUUUUCUUUGUAGCUUUAUUCUGCCUUGCAAUAUUACAAUGUGUUAGGCUCUGUGUUAAUGAAUAAAAGCUGCUUCGUUAACUUUUUUUUUUUUUUUAAGAAUUAUUUAAUGGUUAAGCUAUCAGCAGGCCUUCUUGGCCAUAUUUGUGUUUCUAGCUGUAAUAAAGUUGGCGCAGUAAGAACCUUA
This is a messenger RNA of Pan troglodytes (chimpanzee), 2253 nucleotides long. It is a transcript of the gene PCBP2, whose product is annotated as poly(rC) binding protein 2. Gene Ontology annotation, molecular function: RNA binding. The coding region runs from base 416 to 1816 and encodes 466 amino acids. NCBI's taxonomy places the organism in Eukaryota, Metazoa, Chordata, Mammalia, Primates, Hominidae. The record is from RefSeq and is a predicted model, not a curated record. The transcript has 15 exons.